Molecule: messenger RNA, 1483 nt
Organism: Budorcas taxicolor (takin)
Lineage: Eukaryota; Metazoa; Chordata; Mammalia; Artiodactyla; Bovidae
Gene: MTRF1
Product: mitochondrial translation release factor 1
Exons: 10
Coding region: 143-1483 (446 amino acids)
Biological process (GO): translational termination
Molecular function (GO): translation release factor activity
Source: RefSeq, a predicted model, not a curated record
CUCUUCCGCAGAGGAGUGGAGACGCCCGAGGAGGCGGGGUCGGGCUCUAACCCAGACUGGGUGAACCCGGAGGUGAAAGGGAUCCGGUGACCGAUGGGCUGAAAUGUAGUGGAUCAAAGGAGGUUCCGACUUCAAUGCGGAGAUGAAUCGUCACCUAUUUGCUUGGCUUUUUAGACAUCUGUCUCUUAACGGUCACCUCCAGUGUCACGUCCGUCGCCAUUCUCAUCAGCUUACACAGAUCCCUCUUGACACAAGGCUGUGGGUCUUUAGGCGAAACAGGAAUCACAUUCUCCAUCGUCUGUCAAAUAAGAAUUGCUCCAGGAGAUACUGUCAUCAAGAUACCAGCAUGCUCUGGAAACAUAAAGCACUACAAAAAUACAUGGAGGACCUGAAUAAGGAGUACCAAACACUUGAUCAUCGUUUGCAUCACGUCUCUGCCAAUGAAGGGGACCGGAGGUCCUUGACGCGACGGCAUGCCGAGCUGGCCCCGCUUGCGGUCAUUUACAAAGAAAUUCAGGAGGCUGAACAAGCCAUUGAAGAAUUAGAAUCCAUGUGUAAAAGUCUAAAUAAACAAGAUGAAAAACAGCUACAAGAACUUGCAUUGGAAGAGAGGCAAACCAUUGCUCAGAAAAUCAACAUGUUAUACAGUGAGCUUUUCCAGAGUCUACUGCCAAAGGAGAAAUAUGACAAAAAUGAUGUUAUUUUAGAAGUGACAUCUGGAAGAACGACUGGAGGUGAUAUCUGCCAACAAUUUACCCGAGAAAUAUUUGAUAUGUACCAAAAUUAUUCAAGCUACAAACACUGGAGAUUUGAACUUCUGAAUUAUACACCAGCUGAUUAUGGUGGGCUACAUCACGCGGCGGCCCGAAUUUCCGGUGAUAACGUCUAUAAGCACUUGAAGUACGAAGGUGGGAUUCACCGGGUUCAGCGAAUCCCCGAGGUGGGGCUGUCAUCCCGGAUGCAGCGUAUUCACACGGGAACGAUGUCGGUGAUCGUCCUCCCCCACCCAGAUGAGGUCGACGUGAAAGUGGACCCUAAGGACUUACGAAUAGAUACAUUCCGAGCCAAAGGCGCAGGAGGGCAGCAUGUUAAUACAACUGAUAGUGCUGUCAGACUUGUCCACAUCCCCACAGGACUUGUAGUGGAAUGCCAGCAAGAACGAUCACAGAUAAAAAACAAAGAAAUAGCUCUGCGUGUGUUGAGAGCUAGACUCUACCAGCAGAUUAUUGAGAAAGACAAGUGUCAGCAACGAAGUGCAAGAAAACUGCAGGUGGGAACACGAGCCCAGUCAGAGAGAAUCCGGACAUAUAAUUUCACCCAGGAUAGAGUCACUGACCACAGGAUAGCAUAUGAAGUGCGUAAUAUUAAGGAAUUUUUAUGUGGGGAGAAGUGCUUGGAUCAGCUAAUUCAGAGACUACUUCAUUCAGCGGAUGAAGAAGCCAUUACUGAAUUUUUGGAUGAAAACCUUAAAUUAGUCAAAUAA